AUGGCAUUUGCCCGCAGAUUAGCCAUCAUACCUGGCGGCCUGGGCGGCCUUGGAUCAAGCAUAGGGCAAAAGCUGAGACAACAAGGUGCCCAUCUCGCCAUUCUCUACGCACCUUUCGAAGCUGCACGCCGCGAUGAGCUUCUCGAAUCCCGGUACGGCGCGAGCGGCGACCUAGAUAACAUCCACACCUAUGAAUGCGACAUCACCUCACCAGACUCUGUGCAGGCGGCCUUCAACUCCUUAGAAAAACAAAUAAUCGACCCAACCUCGUGCUCUCCAUCUAACAGAGCGUUCCCAAGUAUCCUUAUCAACACGGCUGGAUACGUAUCUCUUAGCGACAUGGAGAUAACACCCCCGGAAGAAACGCUGAAGCAUCUCACCACUAACCUCUACGGCCCGAUGCUCUGCUCUCAGGCAUUUGCUCGGCUCUAUUUUGCCGCAUCCAAGGCCGCCGAAGCAUCGCCUAGUCCCCCGCCACCGGGCAGGAUUGUCAGCAUUUCCUCGCAGGCGGCACAUGUCGCGCUGCAUCGGCAUGGCGCGUAUUGCGCUUCGAAAGCUGGGCUCCUGGGUCUGACGCGCAGUAUGGCCUCUGAGUGGGGUGGUCGGGGUAUCACGGCUAACACUGUGUCUCCGACUGUGGCGUGGACGGAUCUUGGGAGGAAGGCUUGGGGGGAGGCGAAUGUUAAAGAGGCCUUCUUGGCGAAUAUACCGACGGGCAAGUUUGUGCUUCCGGAGGAGGUUGCUGAUUCUGUGUUGUUUCUUUGUCAGGAUUCCAGCGGCAUGAUCAAUGGUGCGGAUAUUAGAGUUGAUGGUGGUUUUACGGUUAGAUAA
Molecule: messenger RNA, 831 nt
Organism: Penicillium psychrosexuale
Lineage: Eukaryota; Fungi; Ascomycota; Eurotiomycetes; Eurotiales; Aspergillaceae
Product: putative short-chain dehydrogenase/reductase
Exons: 3
Coding region: 1-831 (276 amino acids)
Molecular function (GO): oxidoreductase activity, acting on the CH-OH group of donors, NAD or NADP as acceptor
Source: RefSeq, a predicted model, not a curated record